AUGGCGUGUAACCGUUGUCUGCUGCACAGAGCAAUACGUCAAGGCGACGACAAAUUAGUGUUAAGAUUUCUUCAAACUGUGGAUACAAAACAUAUAAAUUUCUCAAAAGAUUCGCUCUUGUCUUCAGCAGUGAGAUUGAAGAGUAUGAAAAUGGUUCAAUUGUUAUUAGAUCAGGGAGCUAAUCCUGACAGAAGAGAUGGAAAGUUCUAUCCUAUCCAUAUUGCUGUAAUCGAGGGGUCAUUAGACAUUUUUAAGCUGUUGGUGAGACAUGGAGGUAACUUGGACAGGAGGACAAUUUUUGGAUGCCAUUCUAUACACUUGGCUGCUGAUUACGGAAGGAUAGAAUUUUUGGAGUAUUUACUAAAGUUGAGAGUAGAUAUUAAUCUCAUUGAUGGAGACGACUGUUCGCCAUUGUACAGAGCAGUAGUCAGAGGGAGAACUAACGUUGUUGCGUACUUGAUUGAACUUAAUGCUGAUGUCAAUAAAGUUGACAUACUUGGUGAUAGUCCUCUGCAUCUAUCUGUAGAAUUUGGCUUUAAAAAAAUAAUAGAUUUACUCAUAAAUAAUGGCGCUAGAAUAAACCAAAAAAACUUCUCUGGAUGGACACCCCUUCAUUACGCCACAUCUUGCGGUCAUUUUGAAAUUUUGAAACAUUUGCAUGAAGCUGGUGCAAAAUAUGUGAUCUCGGAGAAACGCAAACAUAGUAAGAGGACAGAAGCUGAAGUUGAACGAGAUGAAGGUUUCAGUUUGGAGUAA
This is a messenger RNA of Diorhabda sublineata, 756 nucleotides long. Its product is annotated as ankyrin repeat and protein kinase domain-containing protein 1-like. NCBI's taxonomy places the organism in Eukaryota, Metazoa, Arthropoda, Insecta, Coleoptera, Chrysomelidae. Gene Ontology annotation, molecular function: protein binding. The record is from RefSeq and is a predicted model, not a curated record. Bases 1 to 756 code for a protein of 251 amino acids. Gene Ontology annotation, cellular component: nucleus; cytoplasm. The transcript has a single exon.